GCGCGCGCGCGCCGCCAGACGUGGCAGCAGCGGGGCAGCAGCCGCAUCCCGCUCCCGCUCCCAGCCCGCAGCGGCGGGGGCUCGGCGAUGGCUGCGGCGGGGCUGGGCGCGGGGGCUGCGCGCCGCGGGCGGCUCCCGGGACCGGGACCGGGGCCGGGGUUGUUGCUGGGGCUGCUGCUGCUGCUGCUGGGCAUGGCGGCAUUCCUGCCGCCCUUUGGGUAUUCAUUGAAGGUGUCUCCACUCAUCGAAAAAAUAAGCGACCACAAGGACUUUAAGAAGCUUCUCAGGACACGAAAUAAUGUACUAGCUCUGUAUUCCAAAUCUGCUGCUGCUGCGGAAAGCUCGCUCAGGUUACUGUCCAGCGUGGCCCAGGAGGUGAAAGGACGAGGUACUAUAAGCUGGAUUGACUGUGGUGACACUGAAAGCCGAAAAUUAUGCAAGAAGAUGAAAGUAGAUCCUAAUUCAAAGGAGAAAGGAGUGGAAUUGCUCCAUUAUAAGGACGGUGCAUUUCAUACUGAAUAUAACAGAGCUGUCACGUUGAAGUCCAUGGUGGCCUUUCUCAAGGAUCCAGAAGGUGCACCGCUGUGGGAGGAAGAUCCUGAAGCCAAAGAUAUUGUGCAUAUUGACAGUGAAAAGGAAUUGCGAAGGCUUCUGAAGAAGGAAGACAAACCCGUUCUGAUGAUGUUCUAUGCCCCGUGGUGUGGUGUUUGUAAGAGAAUGAUGCCGUCUUAUCAGCAGGCAGCCACAGAACUGAAGGGUAAAUAUGUUCUUGCGGGGAUGAAUGUUUACUCUGCUGAAUUUGAAAGGAUAAAGGAAGAAUACAAUGUCCGUGGAUAUCCUACAAUCUGCUAUUUUGAGAAAGGAAAGUUCCUGUUCCACUUUGAGAACUAUGGUGCUACUGCAGCAGAUAUAGCAGAGUGGCUGAAAAACCCACAGGCACCUCAGCCACAGGCUCCGGAGACUCCCUGGGCAGAUGAGGAAAAUGUAGUUUAUCACCUGACUGAUGAAGACUUCGACAAGUUUAUAAAAGAUCAUUCAUCUGUGCUGGUGAUGUUCCAUGCACCAUGGUGUGGGCACUGUAAGAAAAUGAAGCCAGAAUAUGAGAAGGCUGCAGAGUUUCUCCACGCAGCCAGUGAUAGUCCAGGUGUCCUUGCAGCAGUAGAUGCUACCGUCAACAAGGCACUGGCAGAAAGGUACCACAUCUCAGGCUUUCCUACUCUGAAGUAUUUUAAGGAUGGAGAGGAGAAAUACACCCUGCCACACCUCAGAACGAAAAAGAAGAUCAUCGAUUGGCUCCAAAAUCCUGAAGCACCACCUCCACCUGAGCCUGCAUGGGAAGAAAAACAGACUAGUGUUAUCCAUCUUGCUGGAGAAGACUUCAGGGAGUCCUUGAAGAAGAAGAAGCACACCCUUGUCAUGUUCUACGCACCAUGGUGCCCACACUGUAAAAAUGCCAUUCCACAUUUUACAACUGCCGCUGAAGUCUUUAAAGAAGAUCGAAAGAUCGCCUACGCUGCAGUGGACUGUGCCAAAGAACAGAAUCAUGACCUGUGCAAGCAGGAGGGAGUUGAUGGCUACCCCACCUUCAACUAUUACAACUACGGGAAAUUUGUGGAAAAAUAUACGGGAGAAAGAGGGGAGUCUGGAUUCACCACUUUCAUGCGAACCCUUAGAGAAAGAGACCACGAGAGAGUAGGAAAGAAGAAGGAUGAGUUGUAACGUCUGCCUCAAAAGAAGCUUUCCGCUGCACUGUGAAUCGUUCCAGGUCUUUUGUUAAUGCACCUGAGACUUCACAUAUUCUCAAGACAGAGACUUUUUUUAUAAACAGCCAUGGCCAUUUUGUACAAUUUUGAAAUAAAGUGAAACUACAAGAUUUUUAAAAGGAAAAAAAAUUAGAACGUUGCCGUAAUGUUUUAAAGAAAACUUAGCAUUUUCUCUCAUGUUGUGAGACUAUGCCCACCGACACUCCUAUGCAAUAUUUUUGUAGUCUGUAGUGUGUCUGUAGGUGUUGUUUGAUAGGGUGAUUUUUUUUUUUUAAAGGUAUUGCAGUACAUGUUUAAAAAAAAAAGGGGGGGGGGAGGAGAGGUAGGGGAGAACACUUUUUCUUUUUAAACCAGCAAAGGAUAGUGGGACUUCUAAGACACAGAUUAUCCAAAUGCGGUUUUACAUUCUUGUGAAAUAGUUCCAUGUUCUUCAGUGAGAUUUGGGGAAACAAUAUUAAGGUGCUCAGGGAUAAAUAAGGUAUUUGAAUUAAUGAAGACAUUGGCAUUGACCAGUCCAGAUCUGUUGAUUUCAUUUAAAUCUCACUAUCAGGACUGUUUACAUACCUUUGUAGAAUGUAUUGAGUUAAUUAAGCCAAGUAUCAAAAAUCUACACAGCAUGGGUAAAAAUAAACUAAGCCCUCUUUUUCUGGCAUCAAUACUGCCAAAUGCCUCUGUAAGGCAGGAGUGAUUACCUUCUAGGGGUAGACAGUUACCCUUGUAGGGUAUACAGCCUCCCUUAAAAAUUAUGAUUGGGCCAUAUGAGAUAUUUGUUGGAAAGUGUUAUGUUGAACUGCUUUGAUAAAUGCAUAAUACUUCUGAUAAUGCAGUAAUUAUGUACAUUAAUGUUUACAUUCCACAAGUUUAUCUGCUUUUGUAUGUUGGAGAUUUCCUUUUUGUUCGUUAAGGAGUUGCAUAAACAAUCUCUUAGCCAAAAUCAUCACUGUAAAAACUGUAUUAGCAGCAGCAGCUGAUGUGUUACACUUGAUGCUUUAAAAAAAAGACAUUGAUCUGGAGGUACUUAUGUCUUCACAGCAGGGAAGAAGGAGGGGCAGGAAGUUGUGAUUCACUUUGAACUAAAAAUAAAUUUUAAAAAAAGAUAAUUA
This is a messenger RNA of Anas platyrhynchos (mallard), 2866 nucleotides long. RefSeq names its product protein disulfide isomerase family A member 5 (gene PDIA5). Lineage: Eukaryota; Metazoa; Chordata; Aves; Anseriformes; Anatidae. Gene Ontology annotation, biological process: protein folding. Gene Ontology annotation, cellular component: endoplasmic reticulum. The record is from RefSeq and is a predicted model, not a curated record. Gene Ontology annotation, molecular function: protein disulfide isomerase activity.